Triticum aestivum (bread wheat) is the source of this 2034-nucleotide messenger RNA. RefSeq lists its product as uncharacterized. Gene Ontology annotation, molecular function: nucleic acid binding; RNA-DNA hybrid ribonuclease activity. Lineage: Eukaryota; Viridiplantae; Streptophyta; Magnoliopsida; Poales; Poaceae. The record is from RefSeq and is a predicted model, not a curated record. The coding region runs from base 1 to 2034 and encodes 677 amino acids. The transcript is spliced from 5 exons.
AUGUCUUCACCGCCGCCAAGCCCGUCUCUUCUGCUGCCGGUCACCUCGUCGCCUCUAGCGACUACCACGACCGUCGCGUCGCUCCUGCCCACGCCGGGAUCCUCCGUCGCGCCCGUCCCCGCCGUCCUCACCCCGCAGGAGGUGUCCGGGGUGCUGUUGCGGGACCUAACGCAGGCGGUCCAGGAGAUCCACAUGUUCUUGGCCGGGUCCUACGGGUCGCACACGGCUGCGCCGUCCAUCGCCACCACCGCGCCGCCGUGGCUGCCAUGGCAGCCACCGCCCCAGGCGGCCUUCGCCAUGCUCGCCGAGCCGCUGCAGCUGUCAUCCAUCACCACCACCGCCCAGCCCUGGCUGCAGUGGCCACCGUCGGUCAGCUCCGCCGCCCAGUAUGGGACCCCCUACGAUGGGACUGCGACGACCUCGUUCCCAUCAGCGUCGCCACCAUCCCAGGGCGUCCACAUCCAGCAGAUCAAGUCCCCGCCGUUGCCGAUUAGGUUCAACUCGGAUGAAACAGAGGCAUUUACCCCAUCCAGGGGGCUCAGGCAAGGGGACCCGUUAUCUCCUUACCUAUUCUUGAUAUGUGCUAAAGGGUUAUCCAGUCUACUAGCGCAUGAAGAGGCGGUCGGUGGUAUCCAAGGAAUUAGGGUGUGCCGUAGUGCACCAUCAGUUUCACACUUGUUAUUUGCUAAUGAUUCCCUGAUCCUGAUGAUGGCGGAUAUGUUGAAUGACACGUCACUCAAGAAUGCGCUGGACUUGUACUGUUCUAGCUCGGGUCAACUGGUAAGUGAUGCAAAAUCCAGUGUCUUUUUCAGUCCAAACACUUUGGUGGAGGUACGAGUAGAGGUUUGCACACAGCUUAAUAUAGUUUCAGAGGCUAUUUCUGAUAAGUAUUUGGGACUACCGUCAAAGGUUGGAAUCGACCGUAGUGACAGUUUUCAGUACCUGGUUGAUAGAGUAUGUGCGCUUAUUAACAGUUGGAUGUCAAAGAUUCUCUCGAUCAGUGGAAAGGAGAUGUUACUGAAAGCAGUGGCGCAGGCGAUCCCAGUCUAUGCCAUUAUCAUGGCAGGUAUGAAAACCUUCAAGGAAGGGGCGAUCUGGCGGGUCGGGGAUGGUGCAUCCACUGACAUUUGGAAGGAUCAGUGGAUUCCCACAAGCCAUGAUCGGAGGAAAGUACAAGAACUGAUUGAUCCAAUAUCCGGAAGUUGGGAUGAACAAUUCUUAAGGGAAAUUUUUUGGCCAGUGGAUGCUGAAAGAAUAUUGCAGAUACCACUAUCAUCUCAUGGCCAAUCUAAUUUUAUUUCAUGGCAUUUUUCAAAGUCCGGAUGUUUCACGGUCCGGUCUGCUUAUCACAUCACUUGGAAAUCUGAGUACAGAACAUGGGCUCGGAUGAAUGUUGGAGCAGGAAGAGUGGAUCCGCAUCCGGUUUGGAAAGUCCUUUGGGACAGGACAGUGCCCCCUAAGGUAAAUGUGUUUAACUGGAGAGUGCUACAUGGGACUAUACCAUGCUAUUGUACGCUAUCAGAUCGGCACCUAUCUACUCCGGUGAUUUGUCCAGUAUGCGGCAAUGAGCCAGAGGAUCUGCGACAUAUGUUGUUUGCGUGCGAGAGAGCCAAGGCCGUGUGGAAGGAGCUGGGGCUGGAAACAUCGAUCGCGAAUGCAGCAGCCCAUGAGCGGUCGGGGUCGUAUGCCAUGGAUGUUCCCUCUAUGGAAGCGUUAGCACUUUUGCAAGGACUGCGAUUGGCAGAGCAUUUGGGUAUUUAUGCACUGGUUGUGGAGUCCGACUCACAGGAGAUAGUACAAGCUAUGAAGGAUCCUUCGGAGUACCGUGCUUUGGCUGCGGUGGUGACAGAUGAUUGCCGACAGGUGUUGAGUUCUUUCGGCAGGGCGACGAUUGUCCACUGUGCUAGGGAGAGUAAUGGGGUAGCGCAUUGGCUAGCCAGGACUAGUUAUAGAAGGCAGUUAAAUGAGGUCUGGCAAGAGCAUCCCCCUGAUUUCUUAAUUCCCUCCCUUGUAUCUGAUAUGAUUAUUGUGUAA